CCUCAAACCUCUAAAAAUCAAUUUUCAAAAAUUUCGGGCCCACACAAGCCAUACCGAGAUGACUCGGAACAAUACAGCCUCAAAAAAAUAGACACAAAAGUCUGGGACGCCUCAAAACCCGGCCGAUUAUGGAACGGUCCCGGCACCUACGAAAUACCCGUCGAACUCUACGCCGAAAACCGCAAACGCCUAAUCGAGCAAAUCCACGCCAAAGAUCCCGGCAAGCCCGUGAUCCUCCUGCAGGGCGGCGACGAAAUCCCCUUCUACGACACGGACAUCACCUACUCCGUCUUCCGGCAGGAAUCCAACUUCUUGUGGACGUUCGGAGUCACCGAACCCGGCUGUUUCGGCGCCAUCGACAUCGCCACCAAGAAAACCUUCCUGUUCGUUCCCCGCUUCCCCACGUCCUAUCUCAUCUGGCGCGGGCCUCUGCCCUCUCUGGAGGACAUCAGCAGGAAGUACCAAAUCCCCAACGUGCAUCAUAAGGACAACAUCGCCUCCAUCCUCCGGAAUCUAAACCCCAGUGUCUUGCUCACCCUCAAGGGGGUUAACAGCGACAGCAACCUGCUGUCCCGGGAGGCGCACUUCGAGGGAAUCGACAAGUUCCGGGUGAACAACACGGUCUUGUACAACGAAAUCGCCAACUUGCGCGUGUACAAGACCGACUUCGAGCUCGAUGUCAUGCGCUACGUGAGCGACAUCUCCUCGGAGGCGCACCGGAAGGUGAUGCGCUUCGCCAAGCCCGGCAAGACGGAGUACCAAUGCGAGGCGGAGUUCCUGCACUAUUGCUACGCCACGGGGGGCUGCCGGCACACCUCCUACACGUGCAUCUGCGCCUCGGGGGCCAACGGGGCCAUCCUGCACUACGGGCACGCCGCCGCCCCCAACAACAAGAUGAUCGAGCCCGGGGACUUGUGCCUCUUCGACAUGGGGGCCAACUACUUCGGCUACUGCGCGGACAUCACGUGCACGUUCCCGGCCAAUGGCAAGUUCUCCCCGAGCCAGAAACUCAUCUACGAGGCGGUGCUUCUGACCAAUACGACCGUUUUCAAGUCGCUGAAGCCGGGGGUUUCCUGGCUGGAGAUGCACACGCUGGCGCACCGCGUCCUGCUGGGGGAGCUGAAGAAGGGGGGGCUGCUGAAGGGGGACGUGGAGGCGAUGGUGGCGGCGGGGCUGGGGGGCGUGUUCCAGCCGCACGGGCUGGGGCACCUGCUGGGGCUGGAUGUGCACGACGUCGGGGGGUUCAUUGGGGCGAAGCGGUCGGAUUUGAAGGGGGCGGCGAUGUUGAGGACGACGAGGGAGCUGAAGGAGAGGAUGGUGAUCACGGUGGAACCGGGGUGUUAUUUUAUCGAUGUUUUGCUGGAUGAGGCGUUGGAGAGUGCGGCACUGUCUAGGUUUCUGGUGGCGGAUGUUAUUAAGCGGUUUCGGGGAUUUGGAGGGGUUAGGAUUGAGGAUAAUGUUCUGAUUACGAAAAAUGGGGCUGUUAGUUUGACCAAAGUGCCGAGGAGUGUGAAGGAGGUGGAGGAUUGGAUUGCCGGGAAAGAUAGCAAGACGUAUCAUUAAAUUUCUUGUAUUUACGUAUUUUAAUAAAAAAUUUAAUUCAAAAAAAUA
This is a messenger RNA of Tribolium castaneum (red flour beetle), 1611 nucleotides long. Its product is annotated as xaa-Pro dipeptidase-like. Gene Ontology annotation, molecular function: metalloaminopeptidase activity; manganese ion binding. The annotation marks the transcript as partial. Lineage: Eukaryota; Metazoa; Arthropoda; Insecta; Coleoptera; Tenebrionidae. The transcript has a single exon. The record is from RefSeq and is a predicted model, not a curated record.